CUUUAUAAUUCACUUUUAAUUAUGGAUCUUACAUCUUCUUAUAUUCAGGAUACUAAUAAUAAUAUACAUAAACAGACAUAUUUUCACUUAAACAGCAAUAAUAAUCAAAAUAAUUUAACAUUUAAUGAUGCAACAUCCAUGUCAACCCAUAGCAAUAAUGAGGAUUUACUUAAUUUUAUUAUUCAAGACAAUAAUUUACAAGGUCAUAAUGGAUCAAUCGUGAAUAUACCUCAGUUAAGUCCAGAUGUGAACAAUAGUAAUUUUACAGGAAGUAGUGCUCUAUCUAGCUACAAUCCUGAAUUUAGUAACAUGUCUCCAUUACAAAUUGCACAACAGCAAAAUAAUACUACAAUGAAUGUUUAUACUACCCCUUUACAACAUCCCAUAUCAUCAACUAAUUUUUCUCUAGAUGACUUUGUCGAUGAAGAUGAAUUUUUUACACCAUUAGUAUCUCCUGCUAUAGCACCUACAUAUAAUAAUUAUCAAGCAUUAUCAAAUAAUACUAAUCAUGAUACUAUGUCAACAUUUUCACCUUUAACAUCCCCCGCUUUAAAUCCUUUUUCUACAAUGGAGCAAUCGUCUAUUUUACAACAAAAACUCGCCUUUAUUGAAAGGCAACAGCAACAGCUUAAAAAUAUGCAUAAUCAGCUAAGAUCCUCACCUAUUUUAAACAGUAAUAAAAAUAAAUCACAACAAACAAAAGUGGUUGUUUCAACACCUUUUACAACUAGUCCGCAACCUACUAGUGAGAAAAUAGGUAGUAGUCCACUUGCGUUAAAACCAAUGACUCCUCGUACAACCUUUAUCAAUAAAUCUCAAUCAAAAACAAAUAAUAGCACAAAUAGCGGAUUUAUUGCACCAGCUACUCCCUCAUUAUUAAUGAAACUAGGUGGUGUAACAAACACUCAAGCCAGUACACAAGCCCCACUACCCGCUUCUAAUAAUUUAUCGUCAUCGUCGACAUCGUCGUCAUCAUCAUCAUCAUCAUCCACGACAGCUGUUGACCAUAUGCCUGUUUUACCUGCUGCCAUCCUACAGCCUCCUGUUAAAAGUAAAAAGCGUCGACGUCCAAUUGUUAAACAAUCACCAGGACUUUCUCCAGGAUUGUCACCAGGGCUAUCACCAAACAAAUCAUUACUGUCACCUCAUGCUUUACAGCCAUCACCUCGAGCCUUACAGCCUUCACCUCGAGCUCUUAAACCCCUUAUUUCACCAUCACUUCAACCUAAUGGUAAACGACUUUCGAGCAUUGAAGAAGAAGCAGCACGUGCCAUUCUGACAGCUAAAUCUAACUAUGAAAAUUUAAAAGAAGGGAGUGGUAAAGUCGUGAAGAGCUUAUUAGGCAUUGAUUUAUUUUCCCCUGCCUCAGCAACAACGAUUCAAUCAGGUCUUGAAACACGACGAUCUGCGCAUAAAGCAGCAGAGCAAAAGCGACGUGAUACUCUUAAGCAGAGCUUUGAUUCAUUACGUUCAGAAAUCAUGGAAGCCAUCCUGGCUAACGGUAGUGAAGAUGAUGAGGAAUUGCGUAGAGAAAAGGAAAAGGAUGUAAAACAGAUGAGUAAAGUUGUUUUAUUACAACAUGCAUAUGAAUAUAUUUUACGGUUAAAAAAGGAAAAUAGAGAAAAAGAUGAAAAAGAAAAGAAAAUGAAUGAGGAGUUAAGAAGGUUACGUCGACAGCUUGGGUUACCUGAAGAAACAGAAGAGGAGAAGAAAGAAAAAGCUGAAAAGGAACGAGAAGUGAAAAAACGUUGGUUAGAAGAAAAUAGUAAUAAAGAAGAAGAAGAAGAAGAAGAAGAAUGACACUCACUUAUUGUUUCCUAAUUUGUAAAUUUUAUUAUUA
Molecule: messenger RNA, 1840 nt
Organism: Cokeromyces recurvatus
Lineage: Eukaryota; Fungi; Mucoromycota; Mucoromycetes; Mucorales; Mucoraceae
Exons: 2
Coding region: 22-1800 (592 amino acids)
Molecular function (GO): protein dimerization activity
Source: RefSeq, a predicted model, not a curated record